AGUUAAUCAAACACAAAAAACCAGACAGGAGUUAGAGAAGAUGGUUGAGGAUUCUAAGUUUAAACUUGAUGGGGACAAAAAGAAUCAUAUAAAAAAACUUUUUGAGGGGCAAGAAGAAAAUGAUAAUUCCGGAUUGGAAGAUAUUAAGUAUCUUUUGGGUAGAAAAUUGGAUAAUAAAGAAAUACAAGAACUUCUCAAUAAGAAAACCGAGCUCGUUAAAAUGGAACAAGAGUUAGCUUUAAAAAUUCUAAAAAUAGCAAACCCGGAACAAAAAAGAAUUUUCAAAUGAACAGUAAGAAAGAUCGAU
This is a messenger RNA of Rhizophagus irregularis DAOM 181602=DAOM 197198, 307 nucleotides long. The record is from RefSeq and is a predicted model, not a curated record. Lineage: Eukaryota; Fungi; Glomeromycota; Glomeromycetes; Glomerales; Glomeraceae.